UGGUGUCUGACCGAGUUUUUUGUUUCGUGCGGGAGGUUUUCUCAUGAGGUUUUAGAGGUGUCACACUGUCAUUGUUUGUAAAUUUUUUUAUGUGUUUUUGAACUUUUAUUUACUCCAAAAAGAUUAUUUCUAUAAUUGGAACAUCCCUUGUUGCACUUUCUACCGUCUCUUUCCUUUUUCUUGCACUCUUGAUUUCUGGACUGUUCGAUUCGAUUGAGUGCGCAUCGGAAAAUUUAGGAAUUUCGACUAACAGCAUGUGGGCACUCCGACGAGCCUCCAUUUAUCUCAGGAAUCGAGGGAGCGCUCGAAUUUGUUCUGCUAAAUCGCAGAUAGCAAGCUGCUAUUCGGAGAAUUACAAUGCUGAAUUUACUGCGUCUCAAGUUAGAAGAAGAUUCUGCAACAGCUCUAGUUCUUGGAAAUCAUCACCAGUAGUUCAAUAUGUUUCUUCACUGAUUGGGGCUAAGAGCAGUGGGGAUCACAACGGUGUGUCGGAGGAUGCUUCCUCUGGUCUUGAAACUCGAGAUGAUGAUGAUGAUGAUGAUGAUGAUGAAUUGGAGGUAUUAGACGAUGAGAAUGAUGUUGGUGAGGUAAAAUCUCCCAAAACUGUAGGGCUGACUAAAGUUGUGCUUUCUGUGCCCCCAAAUGAGCUGAGAAGGGCUUUGGAUGAAUGGGUUGAAGCGGGUAACCAAGUCACCCCAACUGAUGCAUCAUUUACCUUGCAAUUUCUUAGUAAGCGUCAUCUAUUUGGUAGUGCCUUGAAGCUUUUUGACUGGCUGGAUUCGAGAGAGAAGAUUGAGUUUACUGAGAGUGACUAUUCUACUCGUGUUGAUGUGAUUGCGAAGGUGCAAGGCACGUUCAAGGCAGAGGAGUAUAUUCGACAAAUUCCUGAAUCUUUUAGAACUGAAAUUGUUUUCAAUACUUUAUUAAGAGCUUAUGUGAUUGCAUCCAAUGUGCAUAAAGCAGAGAAGCUUUUCAGAACAAUGAAGAACUUGUUUCCUUUGAAAUGCGCUUCGUACAACAAGAUGCUUUUUCUGUACAAGAGGUUUGAUAGGAAGAGAUUUACUGAUUUGGUGUCAUUGAUGGAGAAAGAAAAGAUCAAACCGUCGAGUCUCACUUACCAAAUCUUGAUUGAUGUGAAGGGGCAUUCUAAUAAUAUCCAUGAAGUGGAGCAAAUCUUUGAGAAAAUGAAGUCUGAUGGUGUGGAACCUAGGUUGCGUCAUCGAGCAUCCUUGGCUAAGUACUACAUUGCUGGUGGCCUAAAAGAUAAGGCUGAGGCGGUGUUGAAAGAGAUGGAAGGAGGCGAUCUAGUCAAAAACCGUGCUGCCUGUUAUUUUCUGCUUCCGGUUUAUGCUUCACUUGGAAAGGACAACGAAGUUGGGAGAAUCUGGAGAGCAUGUGAAUCGAAUCCUACUCUAGGAGAGUGCAUAGUUGCCAUCAAAGCAUGGGGGCGGCUCAAGAGAAUUAAAGAUGCUGAGGCGGUUUUUGAAGAAAUGUUCAAAAUUCUGGGGAAGCCCUCUUCGAAGUACUAUGCGAUUCUGCUAAAUGUGUAUGCAGAUCACAGAAUGGUGAGUGAAGGGGAGGAUCUGUUCAGACGGCUGAGAGAGAGCUGCACCAAUGUCCGCGUGCAAGCUUGGGAUGCCUUGGUGAAGCUUUAUGUAGGAGUCGGAGACGUGGAGAAGGCAGACGCCAUUCUUGAGGAGGCAAUUCAACACAACAGGAGGAAACCUAAUUUUGGAUCAUACUUGAAAGUCUUGGAUGGAUAUGCGGGCAGAGGCGACGUGCAGAACACGGAGAAGAUAUUCACGAGGAUGAGAUACGCCGGUUACACCAAGAAGCGCGGGCCUUUCCACUCGCUCUUGUAUGCCUACAUAAAUGCCAAGACGGCCCCGGCUGAUGGGUUCGGCGAGAGAAUGAGGAGAGACAGGGUCCACCCAGACAAUAAAACGGCUCGUCUGUUGGCUCGAACAGCUGCUUUCCGGAAGCCCCCGGUUUCGUCUGGUGGCAGGAAUGGUAUUCCAGAGUAAAGGAAAACCUAUAUUAUUCACGUAUUCUGCAUAAGAUCAAAUAUUCAAGUGUUAUCCGAAUUAUCACUUCUGUUUUAUCCACUUUAGUCAAUUAAUAUCCAUAACUAUUAUCUCUAAUUUGAAGCUGAAAUAUGUGCAAAAACGAUUUUUUUGUUUAAUGAUAUGUAAGUUUAUAUUUCUA
This is a messenger RNA of Salvia miltiorrhiza (redroot sage), 2205 nucleotides long. Its product is annotated as pentatricopeptide repeat-containing protein At1g15480, mitochondrial-like. Lineage: Eukaryota; Viridiplantae; Streptophyta; Magnoliopsida; Lamiales; Lamiaceae. Gene Ontology annotation, molecular function: protein binding. Bases 255 to 2024 code for a protein of 589 amino acids. Gene Ontology annotation, cellular component: mitochondrion. The transcript has 3 exons. The record is from RefSeq and is a predicted model, not a curated record.